AUGUCUGCGUUGCCCUCUCAGUUCAAACUGCCUGACCUCCUCUCCACCUGCCCGUUGAAGGACGGCACCAAUCCCGCCUACAAGAAAGCGGCCGCAGAGUCACGAGCAUGGAUCGGCAGCUACAAUAUGUUCGCCGACAGAAAGCGCGCUUUCUUUAUUCAGGGACAGAACGAGCUCCUUUGCUCCCAUGUCUACUGCUAUGCGGGUUAUGAACAGCUCCGUACUACCUGCGACUUCGUGAAUCUCCUGUUUGUUGUUGACGAGGUCAGCGAUGAACAAAGCGGUGAAGACGCACGGGCGACGGGCCAAGUUUUCGUGAACGCCAUGAAAUACGCUGAUUGGCACGAUGGCUCAAAACUCGCGAAGCUCACUAAAGACUUCCGUGUGCGCUUCCUACGCCUGGCCGGACCCAAAAAUGUUGCCCGAUUUGUUGCCCUCUGCGAAAGUUACACUGCAUGCGUCGGCAAAGAGGCCGAAUUGCGCGAAAGCGGUCAAGUCCUCGGCGUCAAAGAAUUUAUCCCCUUACGGCGGCAAAACAGCGCAGUCUUGCUCUGCUUCUCUCUUGUGGAGUACAUUCUCGGCAUCGACCUCGACGAUGAGGUUUACCGGGAUGAGAACUUUUUGAACGCCUACUGGGCGGCUUGUGACCACGUCUGCUGGGCGAAUGACGUCUACUCCUACGACAUGGAGCAGUCCAAGGGGCUGAGCAACAACAACAUCGUCACCGUACUCAUGGAAGAAAACCACACCUCGCUGCAAGACACCUCCGAUUACAUUGGAGAGAAGUGCGCAGAGUUUGUGCAAAUUUAUUUGACCUCCAAAAAGCGUCUCUCGCCAUCCCUCGGUCCUGAUGCAGCCCUUUUCCUCGAAUCGAUAGGGUCGUGGAUGGUUGGUAACCUUGCGUGGAGUUUCGAGACUUCCCGCUACUUCGGUUCUCGUCACCUCGAGGUGAAAGAGACAGGAAUCGUCAUUCUUCGCCCACGAGAACUUCCAGAAGACGGCAGUUCUUCUGACUCGGAUGAAGAGUAA
Cyclocybe aegerita is the source of this 1029-nucleotide messenger RNA. Lineage: Eukaryota; Fungi; Basidiomycota; Agaricomycetes; Agaricales; Hemipholiotaceae. The record is from the annotation of a GenBank genome assembly.